Messenger RNA from Balearica regulorum gibbericeps (East African grey crowned-crane), 1879 nucleotides. The record is from RefSeq and is a predicted model, not a curated record. Lineage: Eukaryota; Metazoa; Chordata; Aves; Gruiformes; Gruidae.
AUGAGGGUCCUUCUUCUGCUCCUUCUUUCCCCCCUCCAAGUGGUGGGAGCCAGCAGCCACCAGGAAGAGGACUUCCGUUUCUGUGGUGACCGAAACCAGACCGAGAACAGCUCCAUCAUCUACGAGCAUGGCCGUGCCACCAUCAAGAACACGGCCCAGGCGCUGAUAAUACAAUGGCCCUUUUCACCAGGCAGGAGAAACUCUUACUACAAGUACAGCUUGCCCCCCGCUUUGGGCAGGUACCGCUUCUGCAUCUACUGGUUCAAGGCCAACAGGACCCUGAGGCUGGUGUACGGGAAGCAGAGGUUCCCCCUGCCUAGGGAAACAUCCAGCAGCAUCACCCGGGGGAAGGAGAGUCACAAGACUGAAGGAACCACCUCCAUCUUCAAUGUGUCCUACAUCUUAAAGGGUGGGAACAACACCUCCCUUGACAGUGCAUCGGAAUACUCCUUACCAGUCUCUCCAGAGAGCAUGCCCGUCUGGGAACAAGACGUGGAGGAGCAGCUCACCGCCUUGGACAGCCUCAUCGCCCAACCCCCAGCGCCAGCCGCGGGAGCCACGAGGCGCAAACUCGGGGAGCUGGAGAAGGCGCUGGCCAAGGUGGAGCUCGAAGGGCAGAACCAGACCUUUGGGAAGGCCACGGUGCAUGCAACCGUCCUGAGGGUCCAGCCCACUCAGGCUCCUCGGCACCUGGCCUUUGCUUCCCAAAGAGAGGAGGGCGGAGAGGUCCAUGGGUUCAUGGUGGACCUGCCAAGCAGCCUGUUUGUGAUGGCAAAGGAGAGGGAGGAGGUGGUGGAGCACAGGGUGCUCGUCAUGGACAUCAACAGCCAGACCAUGUUCCAGGAUGAAAACAGCAGCCAUGUCUUGGGUGACAAGGUGGUUGGCAUCUCCUUGGUGGACACGGUGGUGGCCAACCUCUUUGACCCAGUUGUUCUCACUUUCUUCCACAACCAGCUGCCGAGGAACGUGACCUCGCUGUGCGUCUUCUGGCUGGAGGACACCACCGCCAGCUCUGGGAGCUGGGACAGCUCUGGUUGUACAACAGUGACGGGGCACAGCCAGACGGACUGCAGAUGCAACCAUCUCACCUACUUUGCUGUGCUGAUGGUAUCCUCCCCGGAGAUCGCCUACAUACACAGGGAUUACCUGAGUAUCAUAACCUACAUCGGCUGUCUGAUCUCCGCUGUGGCAUCCAUUUGCACCAUCUUCUUCCUCUACUUCAGAAGCAAGCAGCGAGACCAGAUCACAAGCAUGCACAUCCACAUGAACCUGCUGGCUGCCAUCUUCCUCCUGGACAUCACCUUCCUCAUCUCCGAGCACUUGGCUUCCAUCAGCAGCGAGGCAGUCUGCAGAGCCGGGGGGCUGUUCCUGCACUUCUCCCUCCUGAGCUGCCUCACCUGGAUGGGCAUCGAGGGCUACAACCUCUACCGGCUUGUGAUUGAAGUCUUCAACGCGUACCAUGACCACUUCCUCCGCAAGCUCUGCCUGGUGGGCUGGGGACUCCCCUUCUUCUGCGUGAUGCUGAUCUUCCUGGCUAGCUGGACAAACUAUGGCCCCUUCUCCAUUCCUGUCUACGAAUCUGUUGGUGGCAAAUACACCAACGCAACCAUAUGCUGGAUCACAAGCCCCCUGAUCCAUAACAUCAUGAACCUGGGUUUCUUCAGCCUGGUGUUCCUCUUUAACUCAGUCAUGCUGGGAGCGAUGGUCCGGGAGAUCCUCCGGCAGAACAAGAAAGGCCACAAGCUCAAGCACGUCCUAGCCCUCUUUGGGCUGAGCAUCCUUCUGGGCAUUCCCUGGGCACUGGUCUUCUUCUCCUUCACUUCUGGUGUCUUCCGCCUUGUCUCCCUCUAUAUCUUCACCAUCAUCAACUCCCUCCAAG